Molecule: messenger RNA, 4816 nt
Organism: Hemicordylus capensis (graceful crag lizard)
Lineage: Eukaryota; Metazoa; Chordata; Lepidosauria; Squamata; Cordylidae
Gene: TAOK3
Product: TAO kinase 3
Exons: 22
Coding region: 514-3429 (971 amino acids)
Biological process (GO): execution phase of apoptosis; protein phosphorylation
Molecular function (GO): protein kinase activity; ATP binding
Source: RefSeq, a predicted model, not a curated record
GGGAAUUGCAGCCGGCUGGUUAUUUUUAGCAUCUGGAGUUAUCUCAUUGCGAGCAUGAGUCUUUGUGGUUGCAGAUGCUUGGAGUGCAAAGGGGGUGGCUGUUGGUGUGUGUGUGUGUGUGUGUGUUUCUCCUUGCUGGUUCUCUUGGUGCAGCCCAGAUCCUGUCAAGCAGGGAAAUUGCUUCGAGAUGGUUGGGCAAGAGGGAAAGCUUCACCUCCUGCUUUGUGAGCAUGCCAUGGACUUCCUGUCUUGCUCUCGUUUUUGUUUCCUUGCUCAGUGAAUUCUCUGUCCAAGAGCAGCCCCCACCCCCAGGUCAGAAGACCAGUUGUGUAGAGUCCAGGGAGACGCCAGCAAAGGAAACAUAACUUUCCCACUGAAAUGGGUCUGAGCCAUAGGAUAUGGUUGACCCCACAGUUACCCAGGUUCUAAUUUGUCACCUACCACCGUCUUGUCAAUGAGGGAAGAAACUGACGGGGAAAUUGAGCAGGCAGCACAGUCCUAAUCCUGUUCACCAUGCGCAAAGGGGUACCAAAGGACCCGGACAUCGCUGACCUAUUCUACAAAGAUGAUCCUCAGGAACUGUUUGUGGGUUUACACGAAAUUGGACAUGGAAGUUUUGGAGCCGUUUACUUUGCCACCAAUGCCCGCACUAACGAGGUGGUGGCAAUCAAGAAGAUGUCCUAUAGUGGGAAGCAAACGAACGAGAAAUGGCAGGACAUCAUCAAAGAAGUCCGGUUUUUGCGCCAGCUCAAGCAUCCCAACACCAUCGAGUACAAGGGCUGUUACCUGAAGGAGCACACUGCCUGGCUAGUGAUGGAGUACUGUUUAGGAUCAGCUUCGGAUCUGUUGGAAGUUCACAAGAAGCCACUUCAGGAAGUGGAGAUAGCUGCCAUUACCCAUGGUGCCUUGCAGGGGCUGGCCUACCUGCAUUCUCAUUGUAAGAUACAUAGGGAUAUUAAAGCAGGAAAUAUUCUCCUAACAGAGCCAGGUCAGGUGAAGCUAGCUGACUUUGGGUCCGCCUCUAUAGCCUCCCCUGCCAAUUCCUUUGUGGGGACACCGUACUGGAUGGCCCCGGAGGUAAUCCUGGCGAUGGACGAAGGACAGUAUGAUGGCAAGGUAGACGUUUGGUCUCUUGGGAUCACGUGCAUAGAAUUAGCGGAACGGAAACCUCCCCUCUUCAAUAUGAAUGCGAUGAGUGCCUUAUAUCACAUAGCCCAGAACGACUCCCCGACGUUGCAGUCCAGCGAGUGGACGGACUCUUUUAGGGGAUUUGUUGAUUACUGCUUGCAGAAAAUACCUCAGGAAAGACCAUCAUCAGCAGAACUACUGCGGCACGAGUUUGUCCGCUGUGAGCGGCCGCCGCGAGUUCUAAUAGACUUGAUUCAAAGAACGAAGGAUGCUGUGCGAGAACUGGACAACCUUCAGUACCGGAAAAUGAAGAAGAUCCUUUUCCAGGAGGCCCACAACGGCCCUCUGAACGAAUCUCAGGAAGAGGAGGAGGAGAGUGAGCAUGGGACCCCCCUGAGUAGGAAGAUGGACAGCCUGGGCAGCAACCAUUCCAUUCCCAGCAUGUCUGUGAGCACGGGCAGCCAGAGCAGCAGUGUCAACAGCAUGCAGGAGGUCAUGGACGAGAGCAGCUCUGAGCCGGCCGCACUGCAUGGCGACGAGAGCCCCCCUCCCUCCACCACCACCACCACCUCCUCCUCCUCCUCCUCCUCCUCCUCCUCCUCCCUUGUGCACAAGAAGGAUCAUGUAUUCAUAAGGGAUGAGGUGGGCCACGGGGAGCGCAGGCCUGAGCUGCGGCCUACCCAGUCAGUCCAGAAUCAGGCCCUCCACUACCGGAACCGAGAACGCUUUGCCACAAUCAAAUCAGCAUCUUUGGUUACAAGGCAGAUCCAUGAGCAUGAGCAGGAGAACGAGUUGCGGGAACAGAUGUCAGGUUAUAAGCGGAUGCGGCGCCAGCACCAGAAGCAGCUGAUCGCCCUCGAGAACAAGCUGAAGGCUGAGAUGGACGAGCACCGCCUCAGGCUGCAGAAGGAGGUGGAGACGCACGCCAACAACUCGUCCAUUGAGCUGGAGAAGCUGGCCAAGAAGCAAGUGGCCGUCAUAGAGAAGGAGGCAAAGGCAGCGGCAGCAGAUGAGAAGAAAUUCCAGCAGCAGAUUUUGACUCAGCAGAAGAGAGAUCUGACCAAUUUCUUAGAAAGUCAGAAGAAGCAAUACAAGAUUUGCAAGGAAAAGAUUAAAGAGGGAGCAUAUUCCAAAGCCCCGGGGCAGCCACAGAGAAGGCCUGGUCCUGAGUCACCACCAGAUCAGCCGGCGGCAACCCAUAACCGGACCUCCCCAGAUGAUCUUAAUAGACGGCAGGGCUCAUUACACAGAAGGGGCUCUCUUAAGUACCCUGGACCCAAGCCGUUCAGGGCGUUGGAGGAGAUGAACGAGGACCACAGCACACCGAAGAAGGAGAAGCAGGAGAGGAUCUCCAAACACAAAGAGAACCUGCAGCACACGCAGGCUGAAGAGGAGGCUCACCUUCUCAGCCAGCAGAGACUCUACUAUGACAAAAACUGCCGUUUCUUCAAGCGAAAAAGCAUGAUCAGGAGGCACGAGCUGGAGCAGCAGAACAUUCGGGAGGAGCUGAACAAGAAGAGGACCCAGAAGGAGAUGGAGCACGCCAUGCUGAUCCGGCACGACGAGUCGACGCGGGAGCUGGAGUACCGGCAGCUGCACACCUUGCAGAAGCUACGCAUGGACUUGAUCCGGCUGCAGCACCAGACGGAGCUCGAGAACCAGCUGGAAUACAACAAGCGGCGGGAGCGGGAGCUGCACAGGAAGCACGUCAUGGAACUGCGGCAGCAGCCCAAGAACCUGAAGGCCAUGGAAAUGCAGAUCAAGAAGCAGUUCCAGGACACGUGCAAAGUGCAAACCAAGCAGUAUAAAGCACUCAAGAACCACCAGCUGGAAGUCACUCCCAAGAGUGAGCACAAAACUAUUCUGAAGAGCCUGAAGGACGAGCAGACGAGGAAGCUGGCCAUCCUGGCUGAGCAGUACGAGCAGAGCAUCAACGAGAUGAUGGCGUCGCAAGCGCUGCGGCUGGACGAAGCUCAGGAAGCGGAGUGCCAGGCCCUGCGGCUGCAGCUGCAGCAGGAGAUGGAGCUGCUCAACGCCUACCAGAGCAAAAUCAAGAUGCAGACGGAAGCACAGCACGAGCGGGAGCUGCAGAAGCUGGAGCAGAGGGUGUCGCUGCGCAGGGCCCAUCUGGAGCAGAAGAUUGAAGAGGAGUUGGCCGCCCUGCAGAAGGAGCGCAGCGAGAGAAUCAAGUUUCUACUGGAAAGGCAAGAGCGGGAGAUUGAGACUUUUGACCUGGAGAGCCUUCGGAUGGGCUUUGGGAAUUUGGUCACAUUAGAAUUUCCAAAGGAGGACUACAGAUGAGAUUAAAUUUCUUUUGCCAUUUAAAAAAUGCAAACCAACCAACAGAAAAGUCUCUCUUCUCCCGACAUUCCCCCCAUGUUAACGGGUGUGCUCUCUCUCUCUUUCUGUCUCUCUUCCUGACAUCACGUCGGACUUAGUGCCUCUAUCUUCUUACUCCGUCAGGGGGGCCCCUUUUCCGCCAAGCGUCAAGCUCCAGAGCCGGACCCUGCUCGGCAAAGUCUCUUGAAUCUCAUAGUGUCUCACAGUAUUGAUGUCUCUGUGCAAUGAAUUUUUUUAAAGGAAAAAAAUAUGUUUCAGUGGAAACUUUGGAGACAAUUCUAACGAAUCAAAAAAAAAAAAGUGGAUGUAUGUUUGCUUUUGAGCAAUUACUCCUUUUUGCCACCAACCAAUGAAAGUACAAGCAAAAAACAAAAUUUUAAAAAGAAAAAAGAAGUCAAAUCCCCAGGGGGAGAGAGAUGUAUAUCGCAGCCUUACCUUAAUCAGCUGCUGCAUAACUUUUAGUUUUUAAUUUUAUUAUUAUUUCUUCUUUCGUAUUUAUUCAUCAGGAAUAAUGAAAUAAAAAAUAAAAAUUUUAUUAAGAGAUUGAAAAAUUUGAUACAUUUUACAGAAAAUAUGAAUUCUGAAUUGUGCUGUACAUAUCAGUGGUGGACAUAUUAUUACUUUGGGGAGGGGGGGAGGGGAGGGGGUGGGAAAGAGGGAGAGCGUGAUUUUUUUGAAAAGGCCAGGCCAGGCCAGGUGGGUUUUUUGGCCGAGGUCUUUGGCACAUUCUUGAUUGUAUCAUAAUCAUUUUCUGCUGUAGCAGAGGAUGUGAAUACACUUAAAAAAAAAAAAAAAAGAGGAGCCCAGAGGACCCCAAGAGCACAAAUUGGGCCUUGUCAAAUUGUGUAUUUUGUGUAUAGAAGGAAAUUUAAGGAGAAAUUUACUUAUUUUCAUAUUGUAUUUUAACUGUUUCUCUGAUCAGAAGUUUUUUUACUACCUGCCUCCUCGUCCCCCCCCGCCCUGCUCCUGCCCACACCAACCCCCCCCCGCCUUUCCCAAGUCAGUCUUUGGAGUCCCCACUGUCUCUCCAGCGCAUCCCUUUGAGCCUUCCUCCUCCUCCUCCUCCUCCUCCCCCCCAUGACCCCACCCCCACCUUUGGUUUCCCACUGCCAUGCUCCCCUCUUCCUGUCCUUGAUAACCUUGGUCAUAAAUAUUGCAUUAUUCACACUUUCAAACUGUGUAUUUUCUUACAAUAAAAAAGGUUAAAAAAAAGGCUUUACUUCUUUUGCAUGCACUUUAAAAAAAAACUACAAAACAAACAAAAAAAAACUUUUUCAGGUUCGAAGGAAGAGCAUGAGAACUGUCAGAGCUUUUAAUUAUAUUUGUAAAUAAAAGUGUUGCUCACGAA